Molecule: messenger RNA, 857 nt
Organism: Papaver somniferum (opium poppy)
Lineage: Eukaryota; Viridiplantae; Streptophyta; Magnoliopsida; Ranunculales; Papaveraceae
Product: DNA-directed RNA polymerases II, IV and V subunit 6A-like
Exons: 6
Coding region: 120-551 (143 amino acids)
Biological process (GO): DNA-templated transcription
Cellular component (GO): RNA polymerase II, core complex; RNA polymerase III complex; RNA polymerase I complex
Molecular function (GO): DNA binding; DNA-directed RNA polymerase activity
Source: RefSeq, a predicted model, not a curated record
AAAAUAACCCAUUUCGCUCGUUAGGGUUUAAGUGCGAGAGCUAGACAAAGUGAAGCGACGAAGAACAGCUAAAACCCAGAACACAGACUCUUCUUCUUCAAACAACAUCAUCAUCAUCAAUGGCCGACGAUGAUAAUGAUAUGGGUGAUAUGGGAUACGAGGAUGAACCAGUUGAGGAUAUUAUGGAAGGAGAAGAAGAGGAGGUUGAGAAUAACAAUGAGGAUGAGGCUGCUGAGCAAGUGGUGUUAGAAGGUGAAGAGAAAGAGGAAGCUGAACCAGUUAAAAAAGAUAGAAAGACGUCUAAGUUUAUGACUAAGUAUGAACGAGCAAGAAUUCUUGGUACGCGCGCUCUGCAGAUUAGUAUGAAUGCACCAGUGAUGGUUGAGCUGGAGGGAGAGACUGACCCACUUGAGAUUGCCAUGAAGGAACUCCGGGCGCGCAAAAUACCUUUCACCAUCCGUCGCUACUUGCCUGAUGGAAGUUACGAAGAUUGGGGAGUCGAUGAGCUGAUCGUCGAAGAUUCUUGGAAGAGACAAGUUGGUGGUGAAUGAUCAUUCAAUAAAUCUGGUGCUGUCCCGUCACACUCUGGCAGCAAUAUGUUUGGUUCUCUUGGUCUGCUUGUCUCUAGAUAACUACGGGGUCCUUUAAACAUGUUGCAACUUUGGUUUUGGGUUGUAUAAAGAAGGUUGUAAUGGGACUGAUUGUCGGUCGGAUGUUAGAAUUUGUACUAUGUUUGCUUUUCCUUUCCUUGAAUGUAAUUAAACCAGGUGUGUUCUUCCAGUUUAAAACUUCAGUGAUGUUGAACUAAUAAUAGGUGUUGGUUUGAUGAAUUUGAAGAUGAUUUUCAGUUUUUCUUA